AUGUCUCGAUUUGGAGCAAAGAAAGGCAGGAAGCUCCCCGGUGCAGAAUUUACCUGGGAGGCCGAUCCUGGCGGGGAAGCAGACACAGCGCCUACGCCUCUUUUCCCUAGAUAUAACGUUCCCCGCGCGAGACCUCUGAACCCUCGCGAACAGAAACAGGUCGAUCUCUACCGUGCUCUGCGGGAUCGCUUCCACGACGGUCCCUGCUACUCCGUCCUCCAAUCGACCUCGGUCACGGCAAGAAAAGAUGAGGCUGCUCGCGCACACUUUGACCCUUUUCACGGAAUGCCUACGUAUUCGGGCAAGUACCAGAAGCAGAAGCGGGAUCGGCCGGAGCUGAAAGGACGUCCGUACGUUAUGAAAUUCUUCCCUCGCCAGCUGUGGAAGACGAUUCAGCCGAACUUCAAACCCUCGGUCGCAAUGGAUGGAUACGUGCCACAUGGCCCUCGCAUCGGAGUGAAAAGGGGAUUUGAGGAUGAGGAAGAAGAACAUGAUAUCGAGGAGACCAAGCGUAGAAGGGGCAUCGAUGAAGAUGAGGAUGCUGAGCGGGAUGAGCGAGAAGAGCGGGAAGAAGACGUGGAUGUCUUGGACCCGGAUGAGGAUCAGGAGGAAGAGAUCGUUGACGACGACUUUGAGGACGAUGAAGAUGAAAUGGGCGGGGACUACAAUGCGGAACAGUACUUUGAUGCUGGCGACGACGAAUACGGAGAUGACGGAUUCGCAGACGGCGGAGGCGGAGGUGGAGAUGAAGACACCUACUGA
Messenger RNA from Aspergillus fumigatus Af293, 762 nucleotides. Its product is annotated as DNA-directed RNA polymerase III subunit C31. The record is from RefSeq and is a predicted model, not a curated record. Lineage: Eukaryota; Fungi; Ascomycota; Eurotiomycetes; Eurotiales; Aspergillaceae. Gene Ontology annotation, cellular component: RNA polymerase III complex. Gene Ontology annotation, biological process: transcription by RNA polymerase III.